CUGUUAAGAGCAACCUCUCAAACUAGUGCAAAUGGCUCCCCUUCUUUUGCUCCUCUUUCUCCCCCUUGCCCUGUGUUGCGAAACGGCCCCCAGCACUGAAUGUGAGAAGCUCCCAUUCGUGCCUGGGCAUAAUUUGGUGGGAGAGGGCUUUGACAUCGUGCGAAUGAAGACCACCGGAGCCUUCGUGGUGGAUGUGUGGAACUACAUGUCUGGAAAAGAGCAUGGCAACUGCACCAAGUGUGAAAAUAAACUGCUCAACCAGCAACAGAAGCUGCCUGCUUCAGUAGUUGACUGGCGUAUUAAGGUGCAAUGCCGCCAAAGCCUCAGUGCCAAAGUGUACGAGUCAGCCAGCUCAGUUCUUAAAGACACCACCAAUACAGCCAGUGUCAGCUGGAAGGUGGGGCUGAGUGUGCCAGCAGUGGCAGGCGUGGCUGUAGGUGGCACUCAUUCGAGGUCAGCGAGGUUUGCCAAGAGCCAUGCAUCUCAAGACAAGUACUCCUACACAAGCCAUACCAUCUCCUGUCGCUAUUACUCAUUUCGUCUUCAUGCUCUUCCUCCAUUGACCAAAGAAUUUAGCAGUUCCCUCCGAGCCCUUCCUGUUCAAUUUAACAGCAAGUCAGAGGCAGCGUACAACCAUUUUAUCUCUAUCUACGGAACGCACUUUUUGCGAAGGGUCGACCUGGGCGGUCGAGUACACACAACCACUGCAAUUCAGACCUGCAAGGUUGCCAUGACUGGUCUUUCAGUGCAAGAUGUGAGUAACUGCUUAUCGGCAGAGGCGUCUGGCAUCAUCAAAGGCGUGAAGGUGAGCGGACAAUCAAGCUACUGUAAUGGCAAAAAACAAAAACUAGAGAGGGGAAAAAGCUUCAGCGCCGCCUUCUCUGACCGCGAUACUGAAAUAUUGGGGGGUAACGGUGAGCAGCAAGACAUCCUCUUUAAUCCAAGCAACCAGAGUGGUUAUGGCGUUUGGCUCAAGUCCUUGAAGAAGAUCCCUGGAGUUGUGUCCUACACCUUGAGCUCACUGCAUAUGUUGAUGCAAAAUGACUCGGCCAGAAAAGCUAGUCUACGGGCUGCCAUCAGCAACUACAUCACCAAAAGUGCCAUAUCAGUUGCUUGCCCCUCCAGUUGCAAGGUGGGUCACCGUAAACCUAACUGUGCAUGUAAAUGCAGUGGUCAUAGUAAUGUGGAUGGUAACUGCUGCUCAACCAAGUCAGGAGUGGCAACUUUGAACGUGAUAGUAGUGAGUGCGUCAGGAUUGUGGGGAGACUACUUCUCUAAAACGGAUGGUUAUGUAAAAGUUAUCUAUAAAAAUAAUCCACAUGAAAGCCCUGUGAUUUGGAACAACAACUUUCCUCAGUGGAACUACCAUGUUCAACUUGGAGACGUGGAUCUGAUGAUGAAAACGCCAUUGGUAUUUGAGGUGUGGGACCGUGACAACCGCUGGGAUGAUGAUCUGUUGGGAAAGGGUUCUAUAGUCCCGGUGCAAGGAAACAAUGUACAGAAAACUAUUGGACUUAAGCACGGCUCUCUUAAAGUGUCCUUCACUGCAAAGUGUGGCCCAAGUCUUACAGGGUCAUACUGUGAGAAAUAUGCUCCGACACCAGAUGGUGACAGUACUUUAACGUAUUACAACCCCAUUGGCAGAGAGCAGCCCAUUUCAUUUCAAUAAUCUAAUGGUUUUGCCACAAAUGCUUCUUUUCUCUAAUAAUACUCUAGAUUAUGCUUUUUUAUUAUUUUUAUUAGAUAAUUAAUGUUUAAAAGUGGCUACUAUCUCAGGACCAUCUCAGCAACUAGUUUUUAAUAAGAUACAUUUCAACUGCUUAUUUUAACACAGUGAUUACAGGAUUACUUUCAAUA
Messenger RNA from Myxocyprinus asiaticus (Chinese sucker), 1857 nucleotides. RefSeq names its product perforin 1.3 (gene prf1.3). NCBI's taxonomy places the organism in Eukaryota, Metazoa, Chordata, Actinopteri, Cypriniformes, Catostomidae. The transcript is spliced from 4 exons. Bases 32 to 1669 code for a protein of 545 amino acids. The record is from RefSeq and is a predicted model, not a curated record.